This is a messenger RNA of Patiria miniata (bat star), 753 nucleotides long. Its product is annotated as adventurous-gliding motility protein Z-like. The transcript is spliced from 6 exons. The record is from RefSeq and is a predicted model, not a curated record. NCBI's taxonomy places the organism in Eukaryota, Metazoa, Echinodermata, Asteroidea, Valvatida, Asterinidae. Bases 1 to 753 code for a protein of 250 amino acids.
AUGGCGGCUCUCUCGGAGGAGUUGUCCCAUCUCAGAGAGAGGCUGCUGGAGGCGGAGGACGCCCGAGACGCUGAGAUGAAGUCUAGGGUCAGUGUCGAGACCAAACUUGUUGAGCUGGCCGAGUUUAAGAAAAGUGCCGAAAAACUCAUGGCGACACAGGAGGAGACAAUCGCAUCAUUGAAUGAGGCAAGAGAUGGUCUUGAGAGGGAGCUUUCCUCGAUGGAGUCGCAGCGAGACGAACUGAAGGAGGAAAAGGUUGCCAUGGAGCUGAGGAUGGUUCAGUUAGAGGAGGAGAAAGAUAGUAAGAAGAAUGUUGUCCUCUGUGGAGUUGUUGUUAGAUCCAUCGCAAAUUUUGAGCAGCAGACAGUCCAUCUCCAGGACACGGUCCAGCAUCUCAAGGAGACAAUGGAGAGGGAGCAUCUUCCCUUGGCCGAGAUGGAGCGAGAGAGGGAGGCCUUCCAGGAGCAAGUCGGACAUCUCGAGAGCGGCAGGGAGGACGCACUGAAACAACUGGAGGAAGAGAAAGCGGCGAGAAGCCAACGGAGGCACAAUCCCAUCGCCUAUUGCCGUACUAAGAGCACUAACACCUUGUUGGAUAAAUUUGCUGAGUUGGAAUCACUCAGAGUUUCCAAAUCUGAGGUGGAGAGUGAGUACCGUGAGGUACAGCAGCAACUUGUAGAUUCCAAGGCUGAGCUGGAGAGGGUGACAGGUGAAACUGAGAGGAUUGAACAGGUGCUACAAGAUGAGGAGUGA